Molecule: messenger RNA, 2232 nt
Organism: Somion occarium
Lineage: Eukaryota; Fungi; Basidiomycota; Agaricomycetes; Polyporales; Cerrenaceae
Source: the annotation of a GenBank genome assembly
AAUCAAAAUUUGGAUGAUGCGCUUCUCUCGUUCGCGUCUCCUGGGACACUGGGGAAAGCCCUGAAUGAGACAAAAAAGUCCCUUAAUCCUACCAGAGAAGCACCGUUUUCGAUCUUCAUGUUCGUGCGAAAGUAAGUAACGGCCUUAUUUUCAGAGCCUGGACGGUGAAAGGCAAAACAGGAGGGAACAAGGACAGUAGUCCAAAAAGAGGAUAGUGGGGGACGCCUCUUAUGUCAACGUGUCAACAAACAACAGCAGCGAUCGGCGGCGCGGAUGUAUUUUAUAUUGGCUUAGGGGGGGAUGGCGGUUGCUCCCGCCCUCAAGGAUAAGUCCUUAAUGAGCUGACUAUUAGCCGACGCCCUCAUGUCGUCCCCCGCACUCACCAUUGCCAGAUCUCCAUAACUAUGCCCUUCGUUGACCUCGUCUCGAAGGAGGACUAUGCUUCCCUCUGGUACUACACAAACUCUCCAUAUAAUAAUGUCGGCGAUUUCAAGCCCGAACGGCCGACUAUCGUUAUGCUGCAUCCGUUCAUCAUGGAUUCUACUUGGUGUUACCCUCAGCUAGACGAUCCCCGCUUGAACGAGAACUACAAUAUCGUCAUAUUGGACACGAGGCUUACGGGAAAGUCGGUGUGCAAGUUCAGCGGCAAAUAUGAUCUUUGGGUCGCGGCAGCGGACAUUGCACACGCGUUCCAUCACUUGCGGCUACCUGCUGCUCACAUAUUCGCGAGUGAGGUGUUUGUCCUGGUUGCGCUAAGGCUGGCGAUCCUCUUUCCCGAGCUUUGCUUAAGCUUGACAUUGUGUAACGUUCCCCCGGAAGAAGAGAGGAAAGAUGUUUUGAACAGUCUUGACGACAUCUUGAGUCUGUGGUGCCAUGCUCAAGAUCUGGCGACUUUCGAACAUGCGAAUCGAGACCUGCUUGAAUUUGCCGCCGGGAAGCGUUUGGGCAAAGCAGGUGGUGGUUCCCCGCAGAAUUCCAUUAGUGACCGUAACAGAGAAGCCUAUCGCGACGUCUUGGGGUCACUUGGGAGCGCGGAGAGACAUCUGGCGUCCGCUCACGCCGACAAGCUGGUUGAAGUUGAGCUCGAGGAUGAGCUUGUCUCGUUUUGGCAAACCACAUAUCCCCCUUUCAGGCGGUCCUAUCUCAUGAGUUUCAUCCAAACAUUCUGUCAUGAUCAGCGAAUACCACUGACGGCAGAUGAACUGGCUCAAAUUGAAAUGCCGGUAAUGAUCAUGCAGGCUGCAAAUAACGCGCUGUAUCCUGUCAAGUAUGCCGAAGCGCUGAGGAAGAAACUCGUGGGUGUUCCUAACGGAGCCAUGCUACAACUAGUGCACGGUCGAGUCGGGUUUAUAACGCUUGUUCGGUCCUCCAUUGUCAACCAGCUUUUCUCCAAGUUUCUCGCCACGCUGGAACGUCCUGGCCCACAUGAUGAAUGUGCUGCGUCAUCUCUUAAAUUUACAAUGUCCCGCGCCCUCCAGAGGCUCUCACUACUCAAGAAGGAUCCUUCCAUGCGGCAGCGGGAUGUCCUCACCCCGUUGUCGUUCUCAUGUUGUGAUGACGAAACUGCUCAAAAACAUAUCGAGUUGGUGAAGAGUUAUGCAAAGGGUCAACGGAGUGCGUUUUCUCCUCUAGGUGCCGACGGGCGGCCUAUACGCAAGUUCUCUGAGCGUAAAGACCAUUGGCUGUCAGAAGAAGAUCUGGAUGGUCAAGACGAAGUGCGAAGGGAGUCCUUCCACAAACCUCCUGCAGUGUGGGUUGACCCACCCCCGAGCUCAGACGAGAAAGACGACGUGGCGUCGCUGGCUACGUUUAGCAUUUCCCGUCGAUCGGAGUAUUCCAGUGGUUCUACCAUUGAGAAGGUACCGACUCGCAGUGACACAAGGAAAUCGGUACAAAAACAACUCAUUCGGCUUCUACGGUAACCCACACUCCUUCCCACUCAUCUCUGGCGCACGAGCACUCUCCUUCAAUCUUGGUGAUAUAGUCUACAUCCUGUUGUAUUUGCUUACACCACCGGUCUGCCCCUUUCUCCGUCCUAGAUAUCCACCUCGGGCAGGUAAUUCACUUGUACAGCGUACCAUUCAACCUAAAGCUUGUCUCUAGCAUAUAGCUCAUGAUCUUUGUUACGGCCUCUAUUACUCCACACUUUUCGGAUAUACCGUUUGGAUCUCAAUCUGUAUCAUAGGUACCUUCGUGUCCAUGUCUUUUCUAUCUAUCACAAAAUUGUCUACA